This is a messenger RNA of Dendronephthya gigantea, 1574 nucleotides long. RefSeq names its product enkurin domain-containing protein 1-like. Gene Ontology annotation, cellular component: cytoplasmic microtubule. The record is from RefSeq and is a predicted model, not a curated record. Bases 257 to 1258 code for a protein of 333 amino acids. NCBI's taxonomy places the organism in Eukaryota, Metazoa, Cnidaria, Anthozoa, Malacalcyonacea, Nephtheidae. The transcript is spliced from 6 exons.
UUAGUCACGUGAUUAGAAAUACAACGGCUACUAUGGAAAGUAAACAUUGGAGUGGAAUAAUUUUAUAUUUGGUUGAAAAAUCUUGAUUUUAUCCACAAAUCUGACCGAAAUCAUGCAGAAAAAGACGAUAUAGAAGCAAAGAAAGACAUUAAUAAUCUUUUUGUGCAAUAAAACAAGAAAUCGCGUUCUUUUACGGGAUAAUUCGGUGGUUCUAUUUGGUGCAGAUCCAGUGAAAGUUGUAUGCGUGCCAUACAUAAUGAUGGCUGCUGUUCAUUCAAGGACAAUUCCUGCCGAUCCUGGCUUUCAAACGAAUCGUUCAGAUGGUGGAUUAGUUGCAGACCGUCCUAAGCCAAGGAUUAAACCAGAAGCUAUGAUGAUUGCUAUCAAAAAUCAAGGAACUUUGGGACAACUUUUUAACCCAUAUUCAAAACCACCAUCAUUACGAAGUACCAGAAGAUCAGGUACGCCUGAGGUGAAGCGAGACUUCAUCAGGGAAAACACAAAGCAAAUUAAAAACAUUCAAAAAACUAAUCGUGAAAGUGAAGCAGCUUUGAGUUCAAGAGAGACAUUGAGGACUCCUCCUCAGAAAAAUGAUAAAUAUGAACAUGUUGAAUCUAAAGUUGCCCAGGAAGUGAAGGGUAUUCCUCAGGCUCCAAGGUCAACAUCAAAAUCUUUUCUUCGUAAACACUUGCGUAGUGGGUCACCUGUGCGUGAUCGUCCAGCUUCCGCAAGAUCACAUGUGCCUCCUGAGGAUAAACAGAGUGUUCCGAGGCCAAGUUCUGCUGUAGCUAAGGAGAAAGGCAAGACAGCCAAGGUCAAUCAUAUUUCGAACAAUAUCCGUCGGGUGACUUCGUCUCCAGGCCUACGACGUCGUGCGCCUGCGGUCAUAGCCAGUGAGGAGCUGGAGAGGAAGAAGACUGAGACCGAGACGAAAUACAAAAGAGGCGAAGUCCCGAGCUACUUAAGGAAGCGACAAGAACAAUGGAAAAGUGAGGAAGAUGAAAGAAUAAAGAACAUGCCUGAUCCCAGCAUUCCACCGGGUCACACCCUCAUGCCACGUGAUGAACGACUGCAAACCCUCGAGCUUCUUAAGAAAAAACAAAAGGAGAUGACAGCGGAGCUCAACUCUCUCCCUGUCAGCUGCGACACACUUCGUAUCAAGCAAAGAAAAAUGGAACUCGAAAUUAAACUGCGGGAAAUUGAAAACGCGUUGAAAAUAUUUUCAAGACCCAAGGUUUUUGUGAAAAUAGAUUCGUGACGACGGUGGAGAAAGGACGCGUUGAAUAAGUCUUAAAGGAAUAUGUCAGUAUAGAUGAAGGAGAAUGAAUGACAAGAUAUUUAUCCCGGGAGAAAACGUAUUUGAAAUAUAUGCAAAGCUUGCAAGUUGGAAGACACAGGCCGAAAUGUAUUGAAAUGAGAGAACUUUAAGCGACGAAAAAUGUCAAAAAAAAGUUGUAAAUCCACGGAUAAAAAGCUGUACAUAAACUAAAUGUUGUUGGCCACGCAUUCUCUGAUCAUGAUGUUUCCUUACCUCAAAGUGUAUUAGAAAUCGUUUUGGAAAAUGUAUUAAAAAU